AUUCGCACAGGCAUUGUGGGAUCGGAACGACUCUAGCUAGCUAUGGUGAAUUCAGGAGCCAUGAAACCCAUGGCUGAAACGAACAAAUAAGUUAUUCUUACUAGCUGUUAACGUCACUGGACAUAUAUCUAUGAUGACAAGUGUUAUGGGUGAUGCAUUGGAUACCUGGUGAAGGGAGACAGAUGACGUCUACGGCAGUCUAAUCCUGCAAUCAGACGAUUAGUGCAAGAAAAGUGGAAGAUUGUGUCAAUGGACGCUUGUGUAGUGCUUCACAUCGCUUUUAUUUUUUCACUGGAGGUGAAAAAGUAGGCCGGACCCUGUCUUAGGAUUGCUAUUGCAAGCCUAUUAUUUUCAUGUUUUGGAUAUUUGGCUUGAGACAAUAGCAAUAAUGUCGACGAGCAGCCCCGAAGCCGUGAAGAAAUUGCUUGAGAACAUGCAAACGGAUUUGCGGUCUCUGUCCAUGGAAUGCAAGAAAAAAUUCCCCCCUGUGAAAGAGGCUGCAGAAUCCGGGAUUGUGAAGAUAAAAACUAUUGCUGCCAGAAACACAGAUAUUCUAGCAGCUCUGAAGGAGAACAGCUCGGAGGUGGUGCAGCCGUUCCUCAUGGGCUGUGGAACCAAAGAGCCCAAGAUCACCCAGCUGUGCCUGGCCGCCAUCCAGAGACUCAUGUCCCACGAGGUGGUGUCCGAGGCGGCGGCUGGAAACAUCAUUAACAUGCUGUGGCAGCUGAUGGAGAAUGGCCUGGAGGAACUGAAGCUGCUGCAGACGGUCCUGGUGCUGCUCACCACAAACACGGUGGUGCACGACGAGGUCUUGUCCAAGGCCAUCGUCCUGUGCUUCCGCCUUCACUUCACAAAGGACAACAUCACCAACAACACAGCAGCCGCCACAGUGCGGCAGGUGGUCACGGUGGUGUUCGAGAGGAUGGUGGCAGAAGACGAGUGCUUUAAAGGCAUGGCCGACGAGCCCCCGCCAGUCCAGGGCAACAGCAACCGCCGCUCGGUCAGCACCCUUAGGCCCAGUGCCAAGGAUGCCUACAUGCUCUUCCAGGACCUGUGUCAGCUGGUCAACGCGGACGCGCCGUACUGGCUGGUGGGCAUGACCGAGAUGACGCGCACGUUUGGCCUGGAGCUGCUGGAGUCGGUGCUCAACGACUUCCCGGGAGUCUUCUUGCAGCACCAGGAGUUCAGCUUCCUGCUGAAGGAGCGUGUGUGCCCGCUGGUCAUCAAGCUCUUCUCGCCCAACAUCAAGUUCCGGCAGGGCAGCAGCGGUGGCAGCGCGGCCUCGCCGGCGCCCGUGGAGAAGCCCUACUUCCCCAUCUGCAUGCGUCUGCUGCGCGUCGUCUCCGUGCUCAUCAAGCACUUCUACAGCCUGCUGGUGACGGAGUGUGAGAUCUUCCUAUCUCUGCUGGUCAAGUUCCUGGAUGGAGAGAAGCCGCAGUGGCUGAGAGCCGUCGCCGUGGAGUCAGUGCACCGCCUGUGUGUCCAGCCCCACCUCCUGCGGUCCUUCUGCCAGUCCUACGACAUGAAGCAGCACUCCACCAAGGUGUUCCGGGACAUCGUCAAUGCCCUGGGCUCCUUCAUCCAGUCCCUCUUCAUCGUGCCCAGUGCUGGCAACCCCGCCUCCAUCAACCCACCCACCGGUGGUUCUGGGUCCACAGCGCAGACGGCAGCCCAAGGUGGACCUGGCUCGGCGGGGGUGAGCGGAGGCCUGACCACGCAGGCGGCUUUUGAGUACCGCGGCACCUGGAUCCCCCUUGUGACCGUCAACGUGCAGGGCAGCGCCAAGGCCACUUACCUGGAGAUGCUGGACAAAGUGGAGCCGCCCUCCAUCCCCGAGGGCUACGCCAUGUCCGUGGCCUUCAGUGCACUGCUGGACCUGGUGAGGGGCAUCACCUGCAUGAUCGAGAGGGAGCUGGCGGCCGAGGAGGAGGCCGCCGCCCUGCGGGACGGCUCACUGGACACCCCCCAGGAACCCUUGGUACAUCAGGUGUGGGAGGAGAUGGUGAACGCGUGUUGGUGUGGCCUCCUGGCAGCGCUUUCCCUGCUGCUGGACGCCAGUACGGACGAGACGGCCACGGAGAACAUCCUGAAGGCGGAGCUGACCAUGGCCUCUCUGUGCGGGCGGCUGGGCUUAGUGACGCCGCGGGAUGCCUUCAUCACGGCCAUCUGCAAGGCCUCGCUGCCCCCGCACUACGCCCUGACCGUCCUCAGCAGCAACGCAGCCAACCUCUCCAACAAGAGUUACUCCAUCCAGGGCCAGAGUGUGCAGAUCAUCAGCCCCUCCAGCGAGUCCCACCAGCAGGUGGUGGCAGUAGGUCAGCCCCUCACAGUGCAGCCCCAGGGUACAGUGGUGCUCACAGCCAAGAACAUCCAGUGCAUGCGCACACUGCUGAACCUGUCCCACUGCCACGGCGCUGUGCUGGGCACCUCCUGGCAGCUGGUCCUCGCCACCCUCCAGCACCUGGUGUGGAUAUUGGGUCUGAAGCCAGGGGUUGGCGGCGUGCUAAAGCCAGGCCGUGCGGUGGAGGGCCCAAGCACGGUGCUGACCACAGCAGUGAUGACUGACCUGCCCGUCAUAGCCAACAUCCUGUCCAGGCUGUUUGAGAGUUCCCAGUACUUGGAUGAUGUAUCCCUUCACCACCUCAUAAAUGCCCUCUGCUCUCUGUCAAUGGAAGCUAUGGAAAUGGCUUAUGGGAAUAACAAGGAGCCGUCCCUGUUUGCAGUGGCAAAGCUGCUGGAGACGGGGCUGGUCAACAUGGACCGCAUCGAGAUUCUGUGGAGACCCCUCACGGCUCAUCUCCUGGAGAAGGUUUGUCAGCACCCUAAUGCGCGCAUGAGAGAGUGGGGAGCUGAGGCCGUGACCUCACUCAUCAAAGCAGGCCUUUCCUACAAGCACGAGCCUCCCCUGUCCCAGAACCAGCGUUUGCAGCUGCUGCUGCUGAAUCCUCUGAAGGAGCUCUCCAACGUGCUCCAUGCCGACAUCAGGCACAAGCAGCUGGAGUGUGUGCUGCAGAUCCUGCAGAGCCAGGGGGACAGUCUGGGUCCCGGGUGGCCCCUGGUGCUCGGGGUCAUCGGAGCCAUCCGCAACGACCAAGGAGAGUCCUUAAUCCGAACAGCCUUCCAGUGCCUGCAGUUGGUGGUGACGGACUUCCUACCCACCAUGCCUUGCACAUGCCUCCAGAUUGUAGUGGAUGUUGCUGGCAGCUUUGGUCUUCAGAACCAGGAACUCAACAUUAGCCUCACCUCCAUUGGCCUUCUGUGGAACAUCUCGGACUACUUCUUCCAGCGGGGAGAGGCCAUCACGGAGGAGCUGGAGCAGGAGGAGGCGCUGCUGCAGAAGCAGGCCCAGGAGAAGGGCGAGCCCCUGAACCGGCCCUUCCACCCGGCGCCGCCCUUCGACUGCCUCUGGCUCUGCCUCUACGCCAAGCUGGGCGAGCUGUGCGUGGACCCGCGGCCCGCCGUCCGCAAGAGCGCCGGACAGACACUCUUCUCCACCGUCAACGCCCACGGCACGCUGCUGCAGCAGCCCACCUGGCACAUCGUGGUCUGGAAGGUGCUUUUCCAUCUUCUGGACUGCGUGAGGAAGUCCUCGACGACGGCCGACAAGGAGAAGAUCGAGUCCGGUGGCGGUAACAUCCUCAUCCACCACUCCCGGGACACGGCGGAGAAGCAGUGGGCGGAGACCUGGGUGCUCACCCUCGCUGGGGUGGCGCGGAUCUUCAACACGCGCAGAUACCCGCUGCAGCAGCUCGGUGAUUUCUUCAAGGCCUGGGAGGUGCUGCUUGACCACAUCCAGUCGGCCGCCCUCAGCAAGAACAACGAGGUUUCGCUGGCCGCUCUCAAAAGCUUCCAGGAGAUCCUGCAGAUCGUCACGCCCGUCAAGGACGCCGACAGCGUAAAGCCCGACCCCCUGGCCGCCAUGGGCGUGCCCCCGGUGCUGGUGGACGGUCCGCUCGGGGCCGGCCGACCCCUGCAGCGCUCCGACUCGUUGGCCGAGCGGCUGGCCCAGCGCUACAUGAACAGUGCCCAGUUCGCCGCCCCCACUCCUCUUCCUCCGCCCGGGGAGGAGCUGGACGACUCGGCCCUCUGGUGGUCGGCGUGGAACACGUGGUACCGCACGGGCACCGAGUGCACUCGGCCGCCGCCGCCCGGCGCGGACAAGCCCUCGUUCAUCCCCAGCCAGCCCUUCCUGACCGCGCUGGUGCAGAUAUUCCCGGCGCUCUACGCGCACGUGAAGGGCGGCUUCAGCAUGGAGGACCUGCGCAAGCUGGGGGUCAUCCUGCACGGAGCCGUGUCCGUGCCCAUCAGCUCGGACGCCUCGCCCUUCAUCCUGCCCUCCUACACCGAGGCCGUGCUGACCAGCAUGCAGGAGGCCGUGCUCACCGCCCUCGACGUCCUGCAGAAGGCCAUUUGCGUGGGGCCCGAGACGCUGCAGGUCAUGUACCCCGCCAUCUUCGAGCAGCUGCUCCUGUUCGUAGAGUUCUCCUGUAAGCCUCCGCAGUACGGCAAACUGGAGACCAAACACGUGGCCAAUGCCAAAUACAACCAGAUCCAACUGUUUGCACCGGCUGAAUGGGUGGCCUUAAACUAUGUGCCCUUUGCUGAGAGGUCCCUUGAAGUAGUGGUGGACCUUUACCAGAAGACUGCCUGCCACAAGGCGGUCAUAAACGAGAAAGUUCUGCAAAACAUCAUCAAGACUCUGCGGAUGCCCCUGGGCCUGAAGUACUCCUGCCCUGCGGAGAGCACAUGGAAGCUGGCCGUCUCCUCGCUGCUCAAAGUGCUCUCCAUUGGCCUUCCCGUCGCCCGCCAACACGCCUCCUCGGGCAAGUUCGACACCAUGUGGCCAGAGCUUGCCUGCGCCUUCGAAGACUUCCUGUUCACCAAAAGCACGCCUCCAGAUAACCUGUCCAUCCAGGAGUUCCAGAAAAAUGAAGCAAUCGAUGUUGAGGUGGUGCAGCUGAUCAGCACAGAGAUUUUGCCUUUCGCCAACUUCAUCCCUAAAGACUUCGUUGGCCAGAUCAUGGCGAUGCUCAACAAAGGCUCCAUCCACUCCCAGUCCUCCUCGUUCACCGAAGCCGAGAUCGACAUCCGGAUGCGGGAGGACUUCUCCAAGGUGUGCUUCGAGACGCUGCUGCAGUUCUCCUUCAGCAACAAGGCGUCCACGCCACAGGAGGGCUACAUCUCGCGCAUGGCGCUCUCCGUGCUACUGCAGCGGGCACAGGACGUCCUGCGGCGCUACGUGGAGGACGAGAGACUGAGUGGCCGCUGCCCACUGCCCAGGCAACAAGUCACGGAAAUCAUCUUUGUCUUAAAAGCAGUCAGCACCCUAAUGGACUCCCUUAAAAAGACGCAGCCAGAAAACGUGGAUGGCAACACCUGGGCCCAGGUGAUAGCGCUUUAUCCAACUCUGGUGGAGUGCAUCACUUGCUCCUCCUCGGAGGUCAGCUCGGCUCUCAAGGAGGCCCUGGGGCCCUUCAAAGACUUUAUGCAGCCCCCCGUGUCCAAAGUGCAGAACGGAGAGUCCUGACCAGCCACUCCCCCAGCCACCCCCUCAGGCAGGGAUCGGGAGGAGGGAGGAGGGAGGACUUUUUAACUAUCGAAGGGGGUAAAGAAAAAGAAAAAAGAUAAAGAUGAAUGUGUCCUUACACCACAGGAGCGGACUCUGAUCUCCCACAAGCCUGUUUGAAGGACUGUAACCCAUAGCAACUGCAGUGGCAAAUGGUAUUGAACGCUCUCGCGAUCAGGGGUUGACCUUCAUCACCAUAAGCUUCUCAAACAUAUUGAUGACCCAUUCCCAUUGGCUGGACUCACAGUUGAUUAACUGCUACAGUGCAUUUGCAGUGCUUUUUUUUUCCAUUUCUGCAAGGGGAGUCAAUGUACAGUGUGUGUGGUGAUCCGUGUUAAUGAUGUAAGUAAGAAUGAAUUAACUGGGCUUUAUUCAUCUUUGAAAUGGAGAAAAACAAAAACCAAGCGAACAAAGAAAUGUGUGAUGGAAGAAUGCUCUUUUUGAAGGACUUUUCUUGACCACAAAGGAUUUUAUGCAAGAUCUUACUGUAACAUUCCAUGUCAUCUUUAGUCCACUUGAGAAGGGUUGUACCUGUGUGUUUAAAAUAAAUGGAAAAAAAAGUUCUACAA
Alosa sapidissima (American shad) is the source of this 6135-nucleotide messenger RNA. RefSeq names its product MON2 homolog, regulator of endosome-to-Golgi trafficking (gene mon2). The transcript is spliced from 36 exons. The coding region runs from base 389 to 5527 and encodes 1712 amino acids. Lineage: Eukaryota; Metazoa; Chordata; Actinopteri; Clupeiformes; Clupeidae. The record is from RefSeq and is a predicted model, not a curated record.